CAAGAACUGGAACUGUUCGUAGAGGUGGAAGAGUUGUCUGCAGUUGAGAAGAGAGACGUCUUCAGUGGCGAAGUAAGUGGUUGUUUAAUACAUACUAGGCAACAAGACCACGUCCCAAAUGAUGACGACCAUGACGAAAAUGCCGAUCGUCUCCGGAGUGCUUGCAUCGCGUCGCAACUCCUUAUGUCGUUCUUGAUUAAUUAUUCCGAUUGUGUUGAAGAAGAAGAUACUCCAGAUUCCAAAAGAAACCUUAUCAACAACUUCCUCACCCCAAGAGAACUUUCCAACCACUCUAACCUUCCGCGUGACCACUGUCGUCUUCCUGACGACGUGUGUUUUCCUCGCUCAGGGAAUCACUAGGAACGAAGAAAGAAAGGUCAUCACCAGUUGGAAUGGAGAUAACGUCGUCGAAGACGAUGGUGACGAUGUGGAAGGUGUGAAUGCUUUUACGCAAUUGAAAGCGUACAACAAGAAGGACGAGAAGAAGAAAGCGCCAGAGGACGCCUUGAAACCCGAAGUCAUUUUAGAAGGAGUCGGCAUUAUUGCUGCCAAUUGGGAGACAAUCAAUUAUGAGGACAUAAGUUUAAGUACGCAGUUCAAUGCUUUUGUUGAAGAGUUAGGGAAAACGAAAGCAAAAGCAGGCUCUCCAAAAGGACGUAGACAAGAGCCACGGUGGAGCAACAUUCAAUUUCAAGACGCGCUUCGGAAAGCCUUAAAGGCUGGUAGGAGUGGCGAUUGCGGGAUGUCCAAUUAUAUUUGGUCUUGUUACGGCUCCACCUGCUGCUGCUGGUAACAACAUGUCAAACCCACAGUGAGGGUUUAGAUUGUUGGACGUUGAUUUACUUAUUCGAGAAAAAAACGCAGAAGACAGCUAUACUUUCCAGGAUAUAAUAAAUAAAAACAAGCACAAGCAAACUGCUGCUAUUCUGUUGUAGUAGUUGUUCGGCCAAUUCAAUGUCGCAGAUGAUUCAUGAUUGAAGGAUUGUCUCGCGAAGAUUCAUUCAGAUUUGAUAUUUCUUUCUAAACUUCGACUCCGUUGUCGUGGUUGUGGUCCUCAUCCUCAGAAAGCGUAGUAAACAAGGCCAAAAAGUUGGGGGCGGAGGUGAGCAUCCUGACGGGUCACACUGACGCACUAAAAACAGGUGAAUCUUUUGCCAACAAAUACGGAGAACAAUUCAACGACCUCGUGGACCGCGCAAUGAAAGUGCGGACUGAAUCAACUGGUGUCGAAGAAAAGAUCAACAACAACAUCAAUAACCGCGUCAUCCCAGUGCUCCUGCUGUGGAGGUGGGUCCUUGAACAUCCGCAGCAGGCAAAUACCCAGUAAUCAGGAGAAGAUGUGACUAAAAAUAUACAAAUUCAAAUUCAACAUCAACGGAAAUAGCAUGGAUGUGGAGGCCACGUGUUGUCGAUCAUAAACAGCAGAAUCAGUGUUUUCCUACUCAUUGUUGCAGUUGGUAUUGCUUACAUCGUGAAGACCGAGAUGAAUGCUCUUGAUGUUCUUAUCACGUGAUUCACGUCUCCUGUUGAAGAGAUCCGCAUGACCAUGAUGGAGAUGCACAGAGGAAUCUACAACGAUUAGUUACACAUUGAACUUUCUUCCUUUUUUGUCCCUAUUCAGAUGUAGUUACUUAUAUAAAUAUUGAUGAAAAAAGAGACGAUUGGUUCAUUUCGUCUUGUGCUGAUCUUUGUUGCAGGUGCAGAG
Messenger RNA from Amoebophrya sp. A25, 1705 nucleotides. The record is from the annotation of a GenBank genome assembly. Lineage: Eukaryota; Dinophyceae; Syndiniales; Amoebophryaceae.